GAUCUCUCAACACUCGGUACAACUUGACACAAUGUCAUGCACGUGUAGAAGAUGGGAUCUAUGUGGAUUGCCUUGUAGCCAUGCAAUUGCAGCAAUUUACUCGAAAGGGUGGUCUUCAGAUGAUUAUGUGGCUGAAUGGUAUACCAAGAAGAAAUACAUGCAAGCUUAUCAAGUGAUGUUGCAUCCAAUUGCUGGUGUCUCUGAAUGGGAGCCUAUUGAGAGAAAGAUUGCUCCUCCAUUAUAUAGAAGGCAACCUGGGAGGCCCAAGAAAAACAGGACCAAAGGAUUAGGUGAAACAACACCACCUCCUGGAACUGAAAAGUUGCCAAGGAGUUUUUAUUCUCGUGUUUCAUGUGGAACCUGUAACCAAAGAGGACACAAUGCUAGGAGUUGUGCAAAAAGGAACCCGGUUAUUAAUGAAAAUGUUGGGAUGGAACAAGAAAAUGUUCAUGAACAAGUGCCUCAACAAAACCCUGUUCAAGCCGAAGCACCAAAUGAAAGACCCCAGAAAUAUGAAGCACCACUGCCCCAGGAAGAAUCAAACUUUCAAGAUGCAGAUCCUAGGUACUCUUAGACAUCAUCUAUGCCAAACUUGGACAAUCACAUCAUUAAUGAGAAUGAGAAUGUGAACCUCAAUUUUCAUGUGAACCUCAAUGUCAAUAUUAAUACCACCCAAGAAUCUAGAACUCACAAUGUGGU
Messenger RNA from Fragaria vesca subsp. vesca, 699 nucleotides. RefSeq lists its product as uncharacterized. The record is from RefSeq and is a predicted model, not a curated record. The transcript is spliced from 3 exons. Bases 32 to 574 code for a protein of 180 amino acids. Gene Ontology annotation, molecular function: zinc ion binding. NCBI's taxonomy places the organism in Eukaryota, Viridiplantae, Streptophyta, Magnoliopsida, Rosales, Rosaceae.